UUCGUCAGUAUUGGUUCAGGUCUUGUUCGGACUGUAAUAUCCCACACGCACACACCUCCCCGUUUUGGCUAGAGCCUACAUAUCCAAUAACACAUCCCAACCUAAAACAUCGUCCUGCCCAAGGACACCAUGCAGAAGUCGCCCAGGACGAGUCGCCUGUCGACCGAAAAAAAGAGAAAUGAAGUGAAGGAUAAGGGGAAGGCAAAGGGGAAGGCAGAGGUGGAGAAGGACAAGGACACGGACAAGGAGCUGAAGUGCGUGAGCAACUAUGACAAGAUCGAGAUGCUGGACUACAUGCCCCGCUACAUGGACACCUUCUGGAAAAUGGACACCCGUCUGAGCGGAUCCAUGGUCGAUGGUCGCUGGAUGCUAGGCCAGUCCAACUACAACAAGGGACUGGCCUUCACGCUGAACGAAAGGCGUGUGCUCUCCAUUCACGGACUACUUCCGGUGGCAGUGCGAACCAUCGAUGAGCAGUUGGAGAUCUGCAUAAAAUUUAUGCAGUCAUUUACCACCAACGUGCAGCGGUAUAUGUAUCUGACCUAUCUGUCGCGUCGAAAUAGGCGACUAUUCUACUACCUUCUGCUUUCCAAUCCCGAUCGCUAUGUGCCCAUGACGGAUGUCUCGGGCUCGUUGGAGCUGCUCAGGGUCCACCGAAUGCUGCACUCGAUGGGCCAGGGUCUGUACAUUUGUAUUAAGGAUCUGGGGCACGUUCCCCAAAUCCUGGCCAAUUGGCCGCAUCGUUGUGUUCGCUGCCUGCUGGUGAGCAAUGGUGCCUCUGUUCUGAGCUUGGGUGAUUUGGGUGUGGAUGAGAUGCCCGUACUGUUCUCCAAUCUGCACCAGAUCGUCGUCUUUGGCGGCAUUCAUCCGGUUUAUUGUUUGAGCGUGAUGCUGGAUGUGGGCACCAACAACGAGGAACUGUUGCAAGAUCCAAUGUAUACGGGCCUGAGGGAGCGACGUGCCUCAGAGGAGCUGUACGACCAGUUGUUUAAGGAGUUCACACUGUCCGUGAUGCAGCAGUAUGGACCACGUGCCCUGAUCCUGUGCAAGGACUUCGAGGCCCAGAAGGCCAAGAAGCAAUUGGAGCUGUACCGCGACCGCCAGUGCAUCGUGGACGUGGACUUCCAGUGCCUGGCUGCAGUGGCUCUGGCCGGAGUGAUUGUCUGCAACCGAUUGAAGAGAGUCUUCUUCUCCUCCAACGUAUUCCUGUUCUACGGAGCCGAGGCCAUAAACAUUGGCAUGGCUCGACUGUGUAUGGUGUUGCUGAAGCGCGAGGGUCUCAUCGAAAUGAAGGCCAGGGAGAAGAUUUGGUUCUUCGAUGCCCACGGGUUGAUAGUAAUGGGCAGGAAGGACAUACCCGAGGAGCUGCUGGAAUUCGCCAACCCCCGGGAGCCCAUCGCCGACCUGGUGGAGGCCAUUCACCAGUUGAAGCCCAACGUACUGGUGGGUGGCUCAUUGGUGCCGAAUACCUUUACUCCCGAUGUCCUGCGGGCCAUGGAGAAGAGCUCGGACCAGCCUGUAAUAUUUGCAUUAUCUAGACCCCUGGAACAGGCCGAGUGCUCGGCGGAGGAUGCCUUCUCCUACACCAAGGGCCGUUGCAUCUUCAUCUCGGGCUCGAAGCUGCCACCGCUGAAAUAUGCCAACAAGUGGUAUCAGCCGGGGCAUUGCACCAGCAGCUAUUUGGUGGCUGGGAUAAGUUGCGGCGUGAUGCUGGCCGGAUUCACCACCAUUCCGGAUGAGGCAUUCUGCGUGGCCGCCGAGCGAUUGGCCAGUUUGGUGUGGCCCUGUGACCUGGAGAAGCGGAACGUCUAUCCGCCGAUGAAGAAGAUCCAGUGCAUCAGCCUGCAGAUGGCCGAGGCCAUUUUCACGUACGCCUUUGCACGCGGACUGGCCACUUUGUGGCCGCAGCCGGAAAACCCAAUGGAAUACAUCAAGGCCUCGCUGUACAAUCCGGAGUACCGAAUGAACAUCGUUGACGUUUACUGCAUGCAAAACCGUAGUGUCGCCACCACGGAAUCCCACAAGUACUACACACUUAAUAUCUAGGACCUGUACUUACGUGGCGACCAUUAUUAAAUGAACUAAGCCAGA
Molecule: messenger RNA, 2091 nt
Organism: Drosophila santomea
Lineage: Eukaryota; Metazoa; Arthropoda; Insecta; Diptera; Drosophilidae
Product: NADP-dependent malic enzyme
Exons: 1
Coding region: 130-2046 (638 amino acids)
Biological process (GO): pyruvate metabolic process; malate metabolic process
Cellular component (GO): mitochondrion
Molecular function (GO): malate dehydrogenase (decarboxylating) (NADP+) activity; NAD binding; malate dehydrogenase (decarboxylating) (NAD+) activity
Source: RefSeq, a predicted model, not a curated record